AAAAUGUUUUUUCAUUUUAUUUUUAUUUUUCUACUAUUAAUUUCUAACUCAACCCAAAAUAUUUUCAAAUACAAUUUAUUUCAUCAAUCACAUCCUAGUGAGCCUAAAAAACCUCCAAAUCCAAUUGUUAUAAUACCUGGUGAUGCUGGGAGUAGGUUACGAGCAAACUUAACAGGAAAACCUUCCACAGUACAUAUAUUCUGUGACAAGACAACAAAAGAUUAUUUUGAUUUGUGGUUGAAUUUGGAGCUAUUCAGCCCUCUAAUAAUUGAUUGUUGGGCAGAUAAUAUGCGUUUGGAAUUUAAUAUGACUACGGGGAUGGCACAGGAACUUGAAGGAGUACAUGUGAGGGUGCCUGGGUUUGGAAAUACUGAAACUGUUGAAUGGCUCGAUGCUUCCAGAAGAUCACCUUCCGAAUACUUUGCCCCAAUCGUCGAAUCACUUGUCUCUUGGGGCUAUACACGCGGAAUUAACGUUGUAGGUGCUCCUUAUGAUUGGAGAAGGGCGCCAAGAGAAUUAUCCAAAUAUUUUGUUAAACUUAAACAUUUAAUUGAAACAUUAUUUUAUAAAAAUGGAAAUCAAAAAAUUUUUAUAAUGGCACAUUCAAUGGGUAAUUGUAUGGCUAAUUAUUUUUAUCAUAAUUUUGUUAAUCAGGCUUGGAAAGACAAGUUUCUGGAAGGCCAUAUUUCUUUAGCUGGGGCGUGGGGAGGGUCUACACAAGUUAUUAAAGUGUAUGCCUCUGGCUAUAAUAUGGACCAUUGGCGAGUUGUUUUACCACCUUCCCGUUUACGAACAAUGCAGCGUUCAUUUACUAGUUCAGCACUUUUAUUUCCCUCGCCUAAACUGUGGGGGCCAAACGAGACUUUUGUAAUAACUCCAAGGAAAAAUUAUUCCUUGUCAAAUAUUGAAGAUUUCUUUAAUGAUAUAGAAUUUCCACAAGGAUUGGAACACUGGAAAAGUGAAAGUCCUUCAUUGAUAAUUGACCCUCCGGGGGUUAAGGUUUACUGUAUUUAUGGAAGUGAAGUAAAAACGCCUGAACAAUAUAUUUGGUAUCAUAAUUGGCUUUUUCCUGAUUAUCAGCCUUAUAUAAGUUAUGGAAAUGGUGACGGAACAGUUAAUUUACGUUCCCUAAGUGUUUGUAAACAAUGGAGUUCUGACAAUAAUUCUGGUUAUCAAGUAAAUAUAACGGUUUUGGAUGGGGCUGACCAUAUGGGGAUUUUAAAUGAUGACAGAACUAUUGAAUUAAUUAAAAAUAUAAUUUUUAAAUAA
Messenger RNA from Meloidogyne enterolobii, 1269 nucleotides. NCBI's taxonomy places the organism in Eukaryota, Metazoa, Nematoda, Chromadorea, Rhabditida, Meloidogynidae. The record is from the annotation of a GenBank genome assembly.